AUGGCCGGUUUUGAUAGCUCUGUUUUAAUCUUGAUGGGGGUAGAUUGCCUGGUUUGUGUAGAGAAGGAUGCUGCUUAUUGUUUGUAUUGUUAUCUUUUCAGAACAAGUUCUGGAAAUGCACAUAAUCAAGCUCGCAUUAAUUGUGAAGUGUUAAUAAAUCAAGAGCAACACAUUCAAUCAGUUUUCCACAAACAGUCAGAACAAGCAAGAAAUGCAUAUGUUACACGCCUUAAUGCAUCCAUUGAUUUGCAAUUGCAAUUUUUGGCUGCUCAUAAUGAAGUUAUCAAUGCCGUCACAUUGAGAAAUGCUCCUCACAAUUGCAAAUUGACAUCACCUGAUGUUCAAAAGUAUAUAGUAAAUGCUUGUGCUAUUGAAACGAUCAAUGUUAUUAUCAAAAAUGUUGGCGACUCACUAUUUUCUAUUCUAGUUGAUGAAUCUUGUGACGUGUUAAUGAAGGAGCAGAUGUCUAUUGUUUUACGUUAUGUAGACAAUAGUGGGCAUGUCAAUGAACGCUUCAAAGGGAUUGAACAUGUUACAAGUACCACGGCUCUAUCACUUAAGGCUGCAAUUGAUAAGGUAUUUUGUAGAUAUAACUUGAGUAUGUCUAGAUUGAGAGGACAAAGUUAUGAUGGAGCAAGUAAUAUGCAAGGUAAGUUUAAUGGUCUGAAAACACUCAUUUUGAAGGAGAGUCCGUGUGCCUUUUACAUUCACUGUUUUGCUCAUCAACUCCAACUUGCGCUUGUGGCUGUGGCAAAGAAGAACAUCCCUAUUACUAACUUCUUUCGUGUGGUUGGGAAUGUGAUAAAUACUGUUGGAGUAUCUUCCAAACGUUGUGAUCUUCUUCGAGAAAAACAAUUAGACUUUAUUGUUGAGGCAUUGGAAAAAGGUGAGGUUUUAAGUGGAUGGGGACUUAAUCAAGAAACGACCCUUCAACGCUCUAGUGAUACACGAUGGAGUUCACAUUAUAAUUCUUUGGUCAGCUUGCUUGCCAUGUUCCCUUCUAUUUUAGAUGUACUUGCAAUGAUUUUUGAAGAUGAAUCUUGUUCUUGUGAUCAAAGAUCUGAUGCGACAAAUUUAUUGGAGUUGAUACAAAGAUUUGAUUUUGCAUUUAAUCUACAAUUGAUGAGAAGUGUGUUGGGGAUGUCAAAUGAACUGUCAAAGGCAUUGCAAAGAAAAGAUCAAGAUAUUGUGAAUGCAAUGCAAUUGGUGAGAUUGUGCAAACGACGACUCCAAAUAAUGAGAGACGAAGGGUGGGACUCAUUUUUGGAAGAAGUGUGUUCUUUUUGUCAACAAUAUUACAUUCAUGUAUCCAACAUGGAUGAUAUGUUUGUACGCCUUGCAAUUCGUGGUCGCCCUCAGUGUAAUUCUUUAGAAAUUACAAAUUUACAUCAUUAUCGAGUAGAUUUGUUCUACUCUGUCAUCGAUUUACAACUUCAAGGAUUGAAUGAUCGUUUCUCGGAGGUAAAUACAGAGUUACUCCUUUGUGUAGCUUGUUUAUGCCCACAAGAUUCAUUUUCUUCUUUUGACAAGAAAAGCUUGAUUAGACUUGCUGAGCUUUAUUCAUUAGAUUUCUCUGCAGUAGAUGACAUUGUACUUAGCGAUCAACUUGAGACUUAUAUUUUUGACAUGCGCUCUAACAAAGAGUUUGAAGGGUUGAAUGGCCUUGGUGAUCUUGCGGAGAAGUUGGUUUUGACAAAGAAAGAUAAAGUAUAUUCAUUGGUUUACAGACUUUUGACUUUAGCAUUGAUUUUACCGGUUGCUACCGUAACUGUGGAGAGAGUUUUUUCUGCAAUGAGCAUCGUAAAGAAUAGAUUGCGCAAUCAGAUGGGUGAUCAGUGGAUGAAUGAUAGCACUAUUAUUUAUGUAGAGAGAGAUAUAUUUUUGAAGCUCGAUAAAUUGAAUGUUGUGUUUAGCAUAGGUGGUGGGUUUUGUCGAAUGAAAAAAAGAAGGUCGAAAAAAGAAGAAGAUCUAUUGGGAGAAGUGAAUAUGGAAUAUGCUCAUUUAUGGUUUGAAGGCUUUUGCUUCCGUUUCAAGGCUUCGGCCAUUCACAUAAUACUUCCACUUCAUGACUUCGGCUCCAUUUUCAUGGUGCUUUCGCAUCAUGGCCUCGACUACUUUUCACAGUGCUUCGGCAUAAGAGCCUCGGCCACUUUCACAGGGCUUCGGUAUAUGGGUCUCGGCAACUUUCACAGGGCUUCGGUAUAUGGGUCUCAGCCACUUUCACAGGGCUUCGGUAUAUGGGUCUCGGCAACUUUCAAAGGGCUUGGGCAUAAGGGCCUCGGCCACUUUCACAGGGCUUUGGUAUAUGGGCCUCAGCAACUUUCAAAAAGCUUCGGCAUAAGGGCCUCAGCCACCUUCACAGGGCUUCGGUAG
Messenger RNA from Olea europaea var. sylvestris, 2373 nucleotides. Its product is annotated as zinc finger MYM-type protein 1-like. Lineage: Eukaryota; Viridiplantae; Streptophyta; Magnoliopsida; Lamiales; Oleaceae. The record is from RefSeq and is a predicted model, not a curated record. The transcript is spliced from 6 exons. Gene Ontology annotation, molecular function: protein dimerization activity. Bases 1 to 2373 code for a protein of 790 amino acids.